AUGGACUUGUUUAGCAAGGCAAAGGAGGUGUUCACGGGUGGUGGUGAUCCGAACAAGAGGGGCGGCAAGAAAGACAUCGACUCAAUCUUGAACAAAGCCAUCGGUACUAUUGAAAAGUAUCAAAUAAAGGAAAAGGCGGUUGAGUUUGCGCAGAAACAAGUGGCAAAGAGGGAGAAGCAUCAAGGUGGCAACGGCAAAAAGAAAGACAAAUCCAUUGUUGAUAAGGCUGUAGAGGCAGCUGAAGACUUUCUUGCAAAACAAGGUCACCAGCCGGUGGCGAGCACAUCAACCUGGAACGGAAAUACAGGACAUGGUUCGUCAGUGAGCCACCAUGAUCCCUUUGUCAAAUAUGAGAGCUAUGAGGAGUACUGGAGCCGGCGUAAUAAUCAAAGCAACAACAUUCCAGUGCAGCCGAACUACAAGAGUACCUCGUCUAAUACCUUUCAUGGCCGCUGCGCGCCUGCUUCGGCACCACCAUACUCAUCUUGUGUGUGA
Messenger RNA from Plasmopara halstedii, 495 nucleotides. RefSeq lists its product as uncharacterized. The transcript has a single exon. The coding region runs from base 1 to 495 and encodes 164 amino acids. The record is from RefSeq and is a predicted model, not a curated record. Lineage: Eukaryota; Oomycota; Peronosporomycetes; Peronosporales; Peronosporaceae.